AUAAAUGUGAAUAUAAGCUAGAAUCAGGUUUGGUCCAUGUGAGGCAUGAUGGAGUCAAAAAGCAAAAUGCGAAUCUCUCUCAUCAUCCUUGUGUUGAUAGUGCAGGUGCACAUGCUACCCUUCUCACAAUCCAAAUCAAUCGUCAAACAUCUUCCUGGUUUUUUAGGUGAUCUUCCCUUCACUCUUGAAACCGGAUAUGUUGGAGUGGGGAAAGAGGAAAAGGUGGAACUGUUCUACUACUUUGUUGAAUCUCAAAGAAACCCACACCAAGAUCCAUUGCUUCUUUAUCUCACUGGAGGUCCGGGAACCUCGGCCAUUCUUCCCUUAUUUUAUCAAAUAGGUCCACUAAAUUUUGAAUAUACGAAUGCAACAAGAUCUGAUGUGAAACUGGAAGUCAACCCAUAUUCAUGGACCAAGACGGCUAACAUCAUAUUCAUAGAUCUUCCUGUUGGCACUGGUUUUUCAUAUGCAAAGAGAUGGGAGUCAUCAAAGAAGAAUAGUGAUUCCCUUGUAGUUACGCAUGCCUACGAGUUUAUAAGAAAGUGGCUCAUGGAUCAUCCUACCUUUCUCAAUAAUCCAUUGUACAUUACGGGGAUUUCUUACAUGGGACUUAUCAUUCCAAGAGUCGUUUCAAAUAUAUACGAUGGCAUUGAACGAGGGGUUAGACCAGAAUUAAAAAUUAAGGGUUUCUUGAUCGUGAACCCUCAUACUGACAAGUUCAUAGAUUUUAAUUCAAGAACUGAAUUCGCUUACCGAGCUGGACUUAUAGAAGAUGAACUCUAUGAGCCAGCAAAAGAACAUUGUGGAGGAAAAUACAUAUAUGUUGAUCCUAAUAAUACAUUGUGUUUGGAUAGUCUUCGUCCGAUAAAGGAGUGCUUAGAUCGAAUUAACGUGGUUUACAUCUUAGACCCCCUUUGCAAUAGACAAGAUCCGAAACAAACAUGUCGAGAAUCCAUUUAUUCAUAUUCUAAUAUAUGGGCAAACAUGAAAUCCGUCCGACAAGCUCUUAACAUUCGUGAGGGAACGGUGAACCAAUUUCAAGUCAGCAACGCGAACAUUAGCUCCUUAUUUGGGAGACCAGACACCAUAUAUUACUCUCAUGAUAUCUUUAGCAGUUUGGCCUACUAUAAGAAACUUGUUACCAAGAACUGUCAUGCCUUAAUCAUCAAUGGUGAUCAUGACAUGACAUUUCCGUAUAUGGGCACAAAGCAAUGGAUAAAUAGUCUAAAACUUGGAGUCCAGAGUCCAUGGAAACCAUGGUUCAUUCGAACUCAAGUUGCUGGAUAUGAGAAGACAUACUCAGAGGCCAAAUUCUCUUUGAAAUAUGCUACCAUCAAGGGUGCGGGUCACUCGGUGGCAAUUUACAAGCCUGAAGAAUCAAUGGUCAUUGUGGAGACAUGGCUUGCUUCUCAUAAUUCUUCAACAUCUUAACCGGUCCUAAUAAAUUCUCCAUUGUUUUACUAUUUAUGUAUCGCGUGCAUAUGUCCUUGCGUACUUUUGAUAUGUCAAACAUGGAAAUUUGUAAGAUUAAAUAAGCCCAUUCUAACAUGUCAAUUUAGUAACAUUAUUUCACUUGUUAAA
Molecule: messenger RNA, 1581 nt
Organism: Helianthus annuus (common sunflower)
Lineage: Eukaryota; Viridiplantae; Streptophyta; Magnoliopsida; Asterales; Asteraceae
Product: serine carboxypeptidase-like 17
Exons: 14
Coding region: 46-1431 (461 amino acids)
Biological process (GO): secondary metabolic process; proteolysis
Molecular function (GO): serine-type carboxypeptidase activity; acyltransferase activity, transferring groups other than amino-acyl groups
Source: RefSeq, a predicted model, not a curated record